ACUGCGCCACUUUCCGGCCGGUGGCAGAGUCGAGCUGAAGUUGUGGGGUCGAGGACGCCAUGGGGGCCACGGGCGACGCUGAGCAGCCGCGGGGACCCGGCGGGACAGAGCGGGGCAGCCUCGAGCUGGGGGAUGCGGGCGCAGCCGGGCAGCUGGUUCUCACGAACCCUUGGAACAUAAUGAUAAAGCACCGACAGGUGCAGCGAAGGGGCCGCCGCUCACAGAUGACGACCAGUUUCACAGAUCCUGCCAUCUCCAUGGAUCUCCUCCGAGCUGUCCUGCAGCCUAGUAUCAAUGAAGAGAUCCAGACUGUCUUCAACAAGUACAUGAAGUUCUUCCAGAAGGCGGCACUGAAUGUGCGAGACAAUGUUGGAGAAGAGGUUGACACAGAGCAGCUGAUCCAGGAAGCCUGUCGGAGCUGCCUGGAGCAGGCCAAGUUACUCUUUUCAGAUGGAGAAAAAGUAAUACCUAGAUUGGCCCAUGAACUUCCAGGGAUAAAGCGUGGGCGGCAGACAGAAGAAGAGUGUGCCCAUCGAGGAAGCCCCAUUCCCAAAAAGAGGAAAGGACGGCCUCCUGGACACAUCCUGUCAAAUGACCGGGCAGCCUCUGGCAUGGUAUGGAAGCCAAAAUCCUGUGAACCAAUUCGCCGAGAAGGCCCCAAGUGGGACCCAGCUCGGCUGAAUGAAUCUACAACCUUUGUAUUGGGAUCCCGAGCCAACAAGGCCUUGGGGAUGGGGGGCACCAGAGGAAGAAUUUACAUCAAGCACCCACACCUCUUUAAGUAUGCAGCUGACCCCCAGGACAAGCACUGGCUGGCUGAGCAGCAUCAUAUGAGGGCAACCGGCGGGAAGAUGGCCUACCUUCUCAUUGAGGAGGACAUCCGUGACCUUGCUGCCAGCGAUGACUACAGAGGGUGCCUGGACUUGAAGUUAGAGGAGCUAAAAUCUUUUGUCCUACCCUCCUGGAUGGUUGAAAAGAUGCGAAAGUACAUGGAGACACUACGGACAGAGAAUGAGCAUCGUGCUGUUGAAGCGCCUCCACAGACCUGAGGGGUCUCCUGUGUACACUGGGCAGCACCUCUGAGACCCUCUUCACCCAGCAUGGCUGAGGCCAUUCCUGAGACUGCUUCUCAAUGGAUCUCAGCAGCGUUGAGCUGUGCAUGGGCGAGUUUGUAGAGCAUCCCAGGACUGGCAAAUUGGUUCGAUAUUUGUAAAGUUAUUGGAAUAAGAAGCAAUUAAACAGUUUUUAAUAAA
Messenger RNA from Dipodomys spectabilis (banner-tailed kangaroo rat), 1253 nucleotides. It is a transcript of the gene Dnttip1, whose product is annotated as deoxynucleotidyltransferase terminal interacting protein 1. Gene Ontology annotation, molecular function: DNA binding; nucleosome binding. The transcript has 13 exons. Lineage: Eukaryota; Metazoa; Chordata; Mammalia; Rodentia; Heteromyidae. Gene Ontology annotation, cellular component: nucleus. The record is from RefSeq and is a predicted model, not a curated record. Bases 60 to 1049 code for a protein of 329 amino acids.